CGACAUCCUACAGAGGGUAUAUGUAAGGAAGUUUGCACGCGUAUCAUUCUUUUGCAGAUUUUCGAAUUCUGUGUAGUUCAACUGUUGGACAGUAUUACAUAAAGAGAAUAAAAAAACAUCGACAGUUACUGUUAGACCGCACAAGAUUGUUUCAGGACGUUCAACAUGGGACUGUCGGAAGCUCAAGCUACCUCUGUCAAGGGAACGUGGAAAAAAGUUGCGGAAAACCUAAAGGACCAUGCAGUUAAAAUCUUUGUCAAGUUUUUGAGUGACAAUCCUGAGCAGCAAGCGUUCUUCAAGAAAUUUGAGGUUGUGGCCAAAGAGGACCUGGCUGGAAAUGAGGAUGUAUCAAAACACGCGAUGGUAGUGAUGACGGCUCUGGGCGAAUACAUCGACGUCAUUGAUAAUGCAGACAGCUUGAAGAAAGCUGUGAAACCAGUGGCCGAAAGUCACAAGCCCAGAAAGAUCACCUUGCCCAACUUCCAGAAAAUGUUUCCAGUAAUAGUUGACUACGUGGUGACAAACGUCGACGGCGACAAGGAGGCGUGGACGACGGCUCUGGAAACGAUCGGCACCGCGAUCAGUACACAGCAAUGACGACACAACAUCCAACUUCAUUUAACCAACAAAUUACAAAGACAUUUUUAAAAUUUAGUUGAAUCCAAGGAUACCGUUGAAUCUUGAUCACAUUUUAACAAGAUUGUUGUAGUUGAUCCAAAUACUUAAUCUUGAUCUACGACUUGAAGACUACUUCAGUUUUUUAAUCAUUUGUUCCAUUGAUUGGCAAUUUUUUUAUUCUUGAAUAAUUGUUAAGGAACUAAAGCUGUUGUAUAUACAGUGUUUAAUGUUUAAUUUUGAUCCAAUAAUACUGAAUCUAAGAAAAACUAUUGAAUCUUGAUCUAAAGAAAUCGGACAUUGUUACUUGAAACAAAUUGUUCCUAAAUACUUUACCAAUCUGCCCUGUUAAAAUUGUUUUGUUGAAUUAUUGUAUAAAAUGUUUAUAAUUGCUGAAUCUUGAUCCAGACUUAAAUAUGGAUGUUUAUAAAAAAAACUGUUACUUAAAUCUUAAUCGAAACAUUUGUUAAACAUUUUACCAAUCUGUCCUAAAUUGUUUUGUUGUGAAAUUAAAGCUGUUGUAUUAAA
Messenger RNA from Gigantopelta aegis, 1143 nucleotides. Its product is annotated as globin-like. The transcript has 4 exons. Bases 166 to 597 code for a protein of 143 amino acids. Gene Ontology annotation, cellular component: extracellular region; hemoglobin complex. The record is from RefSeq and is a predicted model, not a curated record. NCBI's taxonomy places the organism in Eukaryota, Metazoa, Mollusca, Gastropoda, Neomphalida, Peltospiridae. Gene Ontology annotation, molecular function: heme binding; oxygen binding. Gene Ontology annotation, biological process: oxygen transport.